GUGCUGGACUCGAUUUCAUGCAGGUCGUGCGUAGUAGCGUCGUACGUUUCGACAAAAAGCAUCCAUGUUGCAAUCUUGAAGAAAGAACCAAACAAAACCUACAAAAUUCCGUUUAAUUGUGUAAAAAAACUAAUGGCCGGACUACGGAAACACUAAAUCCAGUAAUCAUGUAUAAUAAUAUCGGUCUAACGACCGCCCGAGGAUCGGGGACAAAUGGCUACGUACAGAGAAAUCUCUCGUUUGUGCGAAAUCGCAAAGAAAAAAUUGACUACAAGACAGACGAAGAUUUGGCAAAACUGGAAAUGAUGAACACAAAGAAACCAAACAAGGAGAUCCUAGAGCAUCAGAAGAAACGAGAAGUAGAGUUAAAGUGUAUGGAACUACAAGAUAUGAUGGAAGAGCAGGGAUAUGAUGAUGCAGAGGUACAACUGAAGGUGACACAGCUGCGGGCAUUUCUUACGGAGGAAGCAGGGUUUAACAAGGAAGGAAAGCAAAAGUUGACCGAGACACACCAAGUUGCUGAAGCAAAUGAAGAAAAGAAUGCUAAAAUGAAGCAGGCGCUUGGCAUCAAGGAUGAUUACAGAGAUGGUUCGUCAUUCAACCAGGAGCUCCAGGCAGCACAAGCUGCGCAGCGGGCGGCAGAAAAAGCCAAACAGGAUGAUGAGCAACGAGAGAGGAUGGAAAGAGAGCAGGAGAGAAAUAAGCAGAAAGAAAAACGAGCAAAGGACAAAUCUCCAGCUAGAAAAAAGAAAAAAAGGCGCCCACCAACACCUUCGUCUAGCUCAGACUCUGAGAGUGAGUCAAGUUCAGAGAGCUCUAGUAGCUCGUCCGAGGAAGAGGAAGUGUCACGCAAGAAAAGGCACAGGAGCAAACGGCACAAAGCGAGGUCUCCAUCUGAAAGCCCUCCGCGAAAACCAAGACGAAAGAAAGAGAAGAAACAAAGUGAAAGUUCACCCUCUCCAAGCCCAGACCGACGACGCCACAAGGAAAAGAAACACAGAAACAGGUCCCGUGACCAGAGUCGUAGUGAAAGCCCAGAAGUCAAGUCUAGAAAGAAAAGCAAAAAACAAAGCCGAAGAUUGUCACCAAGUCCUCAGCGCUCCAAUAUCCAGGACACACUACAAAGAAUGGCUGGUGUCAGUCCCUCCCAAGUGCAGCGUGAUGAGAAACAAGUGAAGGGCAAAUCGAGAAAGAAAAGACGCAGCCCAAGCUCAGAAGAUGAGCCAGCAUCCCGGCGCCAUGCAUCCAGCUCACCUGAAGACUCGCCGCCAAAGAAGAAGAGGAAACGUCGAGUGGAAAGCGAGGAGAGAUCACCCUUCAAGAGCAGACACUCCAAGAAAGGAAAGGAAAGAAAGGGGGAGUUGCCAGGCCGUAGCAUGGAGGAGGAAAGAUCGCCGGAGCCGCCUGCAAGGGAAGAGCCCCGGAGGGAGAACGCCAGGAGACGAAAGGAUAGCAGCUCGGAGAACGAGCGAGCCAAUAAACCUAAGACACGGAGGUCUGAGACACGAAGUUCUAGGCAAAGUAAUCAGAGGUCAAGUUCGCCCGGAGAUGCGUCACCAGGCAGAGGAGGUUCAAGGGAGCCUAAGCCGCGGAGAAACAGGGAGGGGAGACAGGGGGGAGGUUCUAGGGACAGGGACUCUCAGAGAAGAGAAAGAAGCCCAGUCCCGGAGAGAAGACAAGAGAGGAGGCGCCAGGAUAGUUCGUCACCCUCUGUCUCACCCCCUAGAAGGAGUAAAGGAAGAAGAGAAGAGAACUCUGUCUCACCCCCUAGAAGGAGUAAAGGAAAAAGAGAAGAUAACUCUGCCUCGGCCCCUAGAAGUAGAGGAAAAAGAGAAGAGAACUCUGUCUCACCCCCUAGAAGGAGUAAAGGAAGAAGAGAAGAGAACUCUGUCUCACCCCCUAGAAGGAGUAAAGGAAGAAGAGAAGACAACUCUGUCUCACCCCCUAGAGGAAAUAGAGGAAGAAGAGAAAAGAACUCUGCCUCGCCCUCUAGAAGAAGAGGAAGAAGAGAGGAGACCUCUGUCUCACCUUUGCGACGAAGUAAAGACAGUAGAGAAGAGGAAACGCAAAAACGUGUAGAUGCUCCCCGUGACCCCUCACCGAUGGAAGAGGAAAGAAGGCAGUCUCAAAGAGCUACUUCAAAACAGCGCACUAACCCUGACAGAAGACGCAAAUCGUCUCCUCCCUCAGCCUCUGAGAAGGAUCGCAAUCAGAGGAAGGAUAAGGCAAAGCGUGAGCCCACCCCUGAAUCAUCCAGCGAUAGUAGUGACGACUCGUCCAAUGAUUCCGACUCUGGAUCCGAAUCUGAAGACGAGUCUUCUUCGGAAAGUGCCGAGGAAAACACAAAAAUUUCAAGUAGUGUUAAAAAAGGGUUGCAGAAUGGCGACAUUGACAGCAAACCUAGACCAAGCCCCGCGGUUAGAGAAGCUGAAAUGGGACGUUCCCGUCGGGACAAUAGCACUUCUCCCCUACCAAGGCAAACUCGCAGGGUAUCGCCUACACAGGCUGUACGUCCAAGCUCAACACAGGGGCAGAGUGCUCCAGUAGGAAGAACCAAGUCCCCAAGCAGGAGUUACACUUCUCCUAGACAAAGACGAACUUCGCCAAAUAAUCGGUCACCACCUCCAAGACGUAGGUCACCGUCACCAAGACGCCCAUCACCAUCGCCAAGGCGUCGGUCAACUUCGCCAAGCCGCAAAUCACCACCGCCAAGACGCCGUUCACCGUCACCAAGACGUCGUUCACCCUCGCCGAGACGUCGUUCACCCUCGCCGAGACGUCGUUCACCCUCGCCAAGACGUCGUUCACCCUCGCCAAGACGUCGAUCACCAUCGCCAAGACGUCGAUCACCAUCGCCAAGACGUCGAUCACCAUCGCCAAGACGCCGAUCACCAUCGCCAAGACGUCGUUCACCCCCGCCAAGACGUCGUUCACCGUCGCCAAGACGCCGAUCACCGUCGCCAAGACGCCGAUCACCAUCGCCAAGACGUCGUUCACCCUCGCCAAGACGCCGAUCACCAUCGCCAAGACGCCGAGCAUCAUCGCCAAGACGCCGAUCACCAUCGCCAAGACGUCGUUCACCAUCGCCAAGACGUCGGUCACCAUCGCCAAGACGUCGGUCACCAUCGCCAAGACGUCGGUUGCCUUCGCCGAGGCGUCGUUGGUCACGGUCACCAUCACCAAGGCGUGAGCAAUUUUCGCCAAGGCAGCAUUCACCCUCGCCACCCCCGAGAAGGUCAUUCCAGCGAAGAUCAGGGAGCCAAGAGGGAUACCCUGAAGGGUACCUAGAGCUGUCUGAUAGCCCAAGGCGUGGCACAUCCCCUAGACCGAUGGGACGUGUAUCUCGUAGAAGCCCAUCUCCCGAGCGGGCACUUGCCGAGGUUCGUGAAAAGAUCGAAGUACCCCGGAGAAGCUCUCACAUGGAGGACUCCUCGGCCAACAGAAGUAUCAGCCCUGUCAAAGAAAGGGCAAGUAGCAAACCAUCUGAGAAAGCCAUGGAAGCACCAUCCGGCAAAGCUCCAGAUACCAAACAGAAGGAGAGGAAAAAAACAGAUUCCGACAGCGACGAUGACGAAAGUAGUGAGAGCGAUAGUAGCGAUGAUGAGGACAGCAGCGAUACUAGCGACUCUGACGAUAGCAGUGACUCGAGCAGCGAUAGUGCUUCAGAUAGCAGUGAUAGCAGCGAUUCAGAGAGCGACAACCCGGGAGAUAAGAGAUAAAAAACCUGAGCCCAACAACUAUAGGCGUGGUAGGGCAAGAUAUCCCUAUCUCCCUACACCCCAACCAUAGUCUCACUUCAAGAGAUCUGGGACCUCACUUCAGAAGUGAUCUGUGACCUGAACCCCAUAACUGUAGGCGUGGCAGAUAAAGGUACUCUUGGGGACACAUCUAUUUUCGUCUCACAAUCUUUUCUUGAGAUAAGAGCCCUAAUAGUUAACCUCAUAUUAAGGGUGUGACAGAUUGUGGUACAGCCUACACCUUCGCUACCCCAUCGCUUGUCGCAGAUCUGGAGUGACCAUACUGUAGCCUCGCUCCCACAUCCCGCCGCUAUUGCCCUGUUAGUAGUGGACACAUCAAAGAGUACCUAAUACUGAACUAUGUUUUUCUUUUUUGUACUUUUGGUCAUUAAGCAGCUAAUAAGAAUGCCGCUUGAUAGUUACAGUGACUUUUAUGGACCUUUUAUUUAUAUAAUCUACUGGAUAUACCUCGCACCGCGACAAUUGUUAAAAAGGCGAGGCCGUAGGAAUACGAGGAUUACAUGAUCCCACUGAUCGUUUUACAAAAUAAAAUCUUUAAGGCCUAUUAACACUAGCAAAGGAGGCGGACAUGUUUACAACGUGUGUGUAAAUCAGCAUAAAGGAAGCGAAAUCGGAGGAGGGAACGGAAUGGUCCCUUGUAUUCUCCGUUUUUGUGUCGUCCCCACUGGUUUUAACACGCGAAGUAAGCAUCUUACAUCCCCGCUAUCUCCCGGUUUUAGUGCGUUGACAAGAUUUCUCUGUGUUAUUCAGGAAAUGUACUUCUGUGCUUUAUUUGAUCGUUCUGUGUUCACUGGUCGCUGGUUUCCACAUAAAUUCGAUCGAUUGUUUUGAAUUUUGAGCACAACGAAAUCACGUCUGUUAUACUGCUGCUGAGGAUUCAGUGGAAACUAGCCGCUUACCUAAUGUAUGUAAUUAAAAGUGUACUAUUGUUUAAAAAAGGAAUAAAGUUAUAUAUCCUGCUC
This is a messenger RNA of Nematostella vectensis (starlet sea anemone), 4720 nucleotides long. Its product is annotated as serine/arginine repetitive matrix protein 2. Lineage: Eukaryota; Metazoa; Cnidaria; Anthozoa; Actiniaria; Edwardsiidae. The record is from RefSeq and is a predicted model, not a curated record. The coding region runs from base 168 to 3719 and encodes 1183 amino acids. The transcript has 10 exons.